Gekko japonicus is the source of this 4184-nucleotide messenger RNA. RefSeq names its product fibrosin-like 1 (gene FBRSL1). The record is from RefSeq and is a predicted model, not a curated record. NCBI's taxonomy places the organism in Eukaryota, Metazoa, Chordata, Lepidosauria, Squamata, Gekkonidae. The transcript has 17 exons. Bases 1 to 4107 code for a protein of 1368 amino acids.
AUGCCAUUGGGCUUGACCAACUUAUCCGUGGUCUUCCAGAGGCUCAUGAAUUAUGUCUUCCAAGACCUGCUCGACCACUUUGUCAUUAUUUAUUUAGAUGGCAUCUUGGUCUAUUCUAACGACCCUGUCCAGCACAUUGAGCACGUUCGUCAAGUUCUUCAGUGCCUUCGGACCCAUGGUCUCUACGCCAAGCUAGAGAAGUAUCCUCAGCUCCCUUUCACGGUGGAGGCAGAUGCCUCCAGUGUGGCUAUUGGUGCCGUCCUUUCUCAACGAGACGACCCUACACAGCCUCUUCAGCCUUGCGCAUACUACUCCUGUCAGCUGACAGCAGCUGAGAGGAACUACACCAUCUGGGAGAGAGAGCUGCUGGCCAUCAAGGCCGCCUUCAAAGUAUGGAGACACUACCUCAAAGGGGCCCGCCAUCCCGUUCAGGUGCUCGCGGACCCCCGGACCUUGGAGCAUCUACAGACCACCCAUCAUCUCAACCAACGACAGAUCCGGUGGUCUCUGUUCUUGUCUCAGUUUGACUUCCGAAUCUCCUAUAUUCCGCAGACACAAAAUCAAAAAGCCAACACUCUCUUCUGUAAACCAGAAUAUGCCCCUGCUCUGACCGAAGAAACCCCCGCUACUUCCAUCUUGCCACCUGUGGUAUUUGCAGCUACCUCCAGCCAUUCUACCCUGACUAGUGACAUCCACACUGAACAAGCCAAGAACUCUUGGGCUCAACAACGCCUGCAGGACCUUCAGGAAGGCCCAGCAGGAGAACUCACCACUCGAGAUGAUCUACUACUCCACCAAGACCGCCUUUAUGUACCACCCGGGCCUCUUCAAGCAGAGGUCUUGCGCCUGACCAACGACUCUCUUCCUGCAGGGCAUUUCAGUCAACAUAAAACAACCCACCUCCUGACGUGGGAAUUCUGGUGGCCUCGAGUACAUGCUGACAUUGCCCGGUAUGUCAGCUCCUGUGAUGUUUGUCGGCGAGCCAAGGGUCUUCCUGCCAAGCCCUCAGGCUUACUACACCCCUUACCAAUGCCUUCCGGGCCCUGGGACACUAUUUCAAUGGAUUUUAUCGUGGACCUCCCUCGAUCCCAAGGGCAUACCUGCAUCUUUAACUCAGCGAACCUGGAGCUGCCUCGUAUCAGGAGUGCCUUGGUAGCAGGCAAGGCUUCCGAAGGCUCAGAGAAGCUCUUCUCUCCUGCAGCAACUAAAGGUCCAGCCUCGAAUGACAAGGCCGAAGUGAAAGCAGCAAGCGUCCCAAAGGUUUCCGGGCUGGAGCGCAGCCAGGAACUGAGCACUGACGUGCCCUUUGUACUACCGAUCCACAGCCCCCAGCCACCCGCUGCUGUAGUGACUUCAACGUCCUCCGCGCCCACAUCGAGUGCCCGAGCGAGCCCGCUGUUGAAGAAAGAGCCAUUGAUCACACCACCAGCACCCCCGAGGCUCACCCCUCAGCCCCAGCCUCGGCCUCAGUCGCAACCUCAGCCUCGGCCUCAGUCUCACCCACAGCUGCUGCCUGAGCUUCGAACACAACCUCAGAGCCACAUCCCCCCUCCCCUCAAUUACCAAGUGCAUCACCAGGUGGCCCACAACGGACUCAAUAACAUCAGCAGAAGCAGCAGUGCCAGCAGUGCCACGAGCAUCAGCCUCCCCAAACAUCUCCCCCUCUCCCCGCAGAUCCCUCCCCACCACUCCUCCGGUCCAGCUCUGCCCCUCUCUAUCUCUAACCUUGCUGCCUCGCAUUUCCCUCUCAGAUCGCAGUCCCAACACCAGCACCAUCCGGCCAUGUUUGCCACCCCUCCCACGCUGCCACCUCCUCCAGCGUUACCUACCAACAGCCUUGUGAUCCCAGGUCACCCUGCAGAUACCAGCCUGUUGAUAUCAUUCAACCAACCAAUCAUGUAUUGCCAGCCUCAUUCGGGGAUUCUGAUUGGUACUUUGUCACAGGCAUCUCUCUUACCUCCACCAAUGAGUCCUCACGUAGAAAACCACCACAGCAUGACCUGCAGAAACAGGGAAUGCCAGUUCGACAAGUAUGCUCCCAAACUCGAUAAUCCUUAUUUCCGUCAUUCCAACUUCUUUCCAAGCUACCCUCCAGCCAUGCCCGGAAUGCCACCAAUGCUUCCGCAUUCAGGUCCCUUCGGGUCUCUUCAGGGAGCCUUUCAGCCGAAGACUUCAAAUCCGAUCGAUGUAGCAAGCAGGCCUGGCACAGUACACCACACUCUUCUGCAAAAGACACCGGGGGUGUCUGACCCAUAUCGGCCUCCAGUACGAAAGCCUGGCAAGUGGUGUGCCGUUCACGUCCAGAUCGCCUGGCAGAUCUACCAUCACCAGCAGAAGAUAAAGCAAAUGCAGCUGGAUCCUCACAAGCUAGAAAUCGGAGGGAAACUUGACCUGUUCAGCAGACCUCCUGCCCCGGGGGUGUUUCCGGGGUUUCAUUAUCCUCAGGAUCUUGCCCGGCCUCUGUUUUCCACCACAGGUUCCGCCCAUCCCGCCACCACGCCCUUUGGACCAUCGCCUCACCAUAGCAGUUUCCUGCCUACUAGCCACCUGGCAGAUCCAUUUAGCAGGUCAAGCACCUUCAGCGGCCUUGGGAACUUAGGCAGCAAUGCCUUUGGAGGAUUAGGCAGUCAUACUCUGAGUCACAACAGCAUUUUUGCCCACAAAGAAGGGCCAAACCUCCAGAGCUUUAACAAUCCACACGAGCCAUGGAACAGACUCCACCGGACACCACCGUCGUUUCCGACCCCCCCUCAGUGGCCCAAACCCGGUGACUCCGAGCGGAGCUCCUCAGUGACGAAUCAUGACAGAGACCGGGAGUCAGAGAAGAGGGAACUUUCCACAAGCAAAGAGGACAGAGACAAGGAGAGGGAUCUUUUGGACAAAAACAGACAUUCAAACAGAUCCUCACCAGCUUCAGCUCCAGUGACUCACCAGAUCAGCAACCUCAUCCGUAGCAACAGCCUGACCUCCAACGAACCCACCAGACAAGUAGGACUCAGUGACAGAGAAAGGUCUAAAGAACCAGAGAGAGACAUUCCCGACCGGCUGAGGGACCCUCCUCCAAUCGUGGAGCACAAGAUCAAAGAAAGCCGCUCUCCAGUGAAGGAACCACCAAGCCAUGACAAGAGAUCCUCAGAGGACAACACAAAGCCAGUAAUUCAGUCUGUAUCUCCCUACAGCAAACCUGCACUGAGCGAGAGCUUGAAACUCAGCAAUUUAAUGAACAAGGACAUUGAAAGAAAGCCCGAGCUUCCAACUGACCUUCAGAAAAUAAAAAACGACAUCAAGGUCAAAGAGGAGCGCAAGGAGGAUGGGGACGUUUUGGUUGUGAGCUCAGAACCUUCACAGCAUUCCAGAACUGUUGAGCACCCACCGCCACCUUCCUUGCAUGGAUUACCACUGCCCCAUACAAUGGCAGCCACGAUGCCUCUCUCCAUGAGCAGCGUCCAUCAGAUGAACAACAUGAAUGUCCUGGACCGAAGCAGAAUGAUGACCCCAUUAAUGGGCAUGAAUCCCUUGUCGGGCAGGGAGAGGCUGCCCCAUCCUGGGUUUUCUUGGGACCCAGUGAGGGACCCAUUACGAGAUGCCUAUCGGAGCUUAGACCUGCACCGUCGAAUGGACUUCCAGCUCCGAGCAGAACCCAUCCACAGGUUCCCCACCACUUCUGGAUUCUACGACCAUGAGCGUUCUUACCGAGACAGAGAGCCCCACGACUAUAACCACGAGAACCUGCUCGAAGCACGGCGUGAGCAGGAGAGGCUUCGACAAGUGGAGGAGAGGGAGCGGUUGCACUUACGGGAAGAACUGGAGCGUGCCAGGAUGCAGCACUUGCACCCAUCCCCUAUCGAAAGUCACUUGGCACACGUGCCAUCCUUCAUGCCUCAUCUUGGUGGGAUGCAUUACCCCAGACUCAGCCCCUCCGCAGCCAUGCACAACGGAAUCCUAAAUAGGAACCCCCCGCCCACAGCCGCUUUGAGUGCCCCGCCCCCUUUGGUACCAGCCAAUAGUACAAGACCUUCCUCUCCCCGCCGGACUACUCCACUCACAAACUCAGAAUCAAGAGACUAUUCUCCUUCUAGGAACCCCAAAGAAGUUGAGGCGCGAUAAUCCCUAACACGCAGGAUGAAUUUAAAACUCGCCUGUAAAUAUAGGAGGAGGGGAGAAAAAAAUACCUUUUAAAAAUG